GUUGACCGCAUCCACUCUACCACAGGCAGACGAGCUGACACCUGCCCUCUACACACACCCAACAUCAGCAAUGGUAACUGCCAGUGUUCCCCAGAAAAAGUUCACGGAGCGCUUCUUGGUGAUUCUCAAGCAAUCCCAAUUCGCCUGGUUCAUCGGACAGGUGACGCUUCUGCUGUACACAACGCGUUACCUCGCGCGUAUAAUUUUGUCACGCACGUUUGAUUCACACCUGUAUCAUGUUGCUCUGUUCGGUGUUGUCGUAGCGUAUGUCAUUGUGCUGUACAAGACAUACGCUCCAAACUUUUCCUUCAAAAACUUGACGAACCGUCAAUACAUCUCGCGUUUAUUGCUGGACGACAACGUGCAGUACCUCAUGCUUGCCAGCAGCUGGCUUCGUGGACCCGCUAUCACCCUUGCCUUGCUUCCUUACGCGAUCUAUGGCUCUUUCCAUGUCGCUACAUACACGCGUCAAACUCUUCUGCCGACGCUUGUUCCUCAAAUGCUCGAUGGUUCUCAUCCCAAUUCUCCUGCGGCUCGUCUGUCCGCUCUUCUGCACGCGUACGUGCGUCAAAAGUUUCAAUUUGCCAUGGAGCUCGUUGCAGCCAUCGAGACUUUGCUGUUGCUUCGUCUCAUCUUCGGCGCCCUCAUUCUUCGUGUUUCUUUCCUCCAAUUGCUUUCCUACGUUAUGUUUCUCCGUCUCCGUUACAUUAACAGCGCCUACACGCGUACUUCGUUGCAUAACUUUACUUCUCGCGUCGACACUUUGGUUGCCAACCCCAAAACCCCCGCCUUCCUCAAGUCGGUGUGGACCACUAUCAAGUCGCUGGUGUCUAAGUUUGUGAAUGCCACUGGCACCCAAGCUGCUCCCCGCCCCGCUAACCCCACGGCUUCCGCCGCCCAUUAAGAAAUGAUAUCGUGAACGACCGACAGCACCGGAAAGUAGAAGGGAGAAGAGGAGACUAGUAGUGCGUAG
Molecule: messenger RNA, 973 nt
Organism: Schizosaccharomyces japonicus yFS275
Lineage: Eukaryota; Fungi; Ascomycota; Schizosaccharomycetes; Schizosaccharomycetales; Schizosaccharomycetaceae
Product: eukaryotic protein
Exons: 2
Coding region: 71-904 (277 amino acids)
Biological process (GO): mitotic spindle pole body localization; nuclear membrane organization; mitotic spindle pole body insertion into the nuclear envelope
Cellular component (GO): cortical endoplasmic reticulum; endoplasmic reticulum tubular network; nuclear envelope
Source: RefSeq, a predicted model, not a curated record